CCCUCUGGUCUUAGUUUACACGUUUGGAUCUCUAAGAGAAAAGCUUGUUUCACUGCUUGUUUUCUGGAUUUGACCAUUUCUGACCUUAGAAAAGUUCUGGGUCAGCUGUUUGUCACCAGAACCGAAACACAAAGGCCAAACCUUCCACGUGGUCAUCAUUUGAUCUGCUCUUCAUGGUUUGCUUGGAAGUUGAAUCAUUCUCAGAAAACCAACUUUGAGCUUUAUAACCGUUAGAAAAACCAAACAUCAGCUGAGCGUUCAGCUCUGAUUUCUGUUUCAGAGGAAAUUAUUAGAUCAACCUUAAUUAACCGUGAGAGAGCGUGACGGAACCAGAACCUCCUUCAAAAGCUGCUGGUGUUUCUGCUGCCUCCUGACUGAACGCAUGCUGCCGAUUUCAGGCCGAUUUCAGGCUUUUAUCGCUGGAGCUCAGAGAGCAGCUCCACCCUCACUGCCUCCUGGUCAGAGCGCUGGGCAGUUUGGAGCAGAGCAGCAGCAGAAAUGGACAGAGCGCGUCCUGCGUGGUUCCUGCUGCGCCUCCUGCUGACGGCUGCAGCCCUGACGGAGUCUGCCGGCCCGCUGACGGACCCGGAGCGCGUCGCUGGGAGGCUGGUCUUCUACCAGACGGAGGGCAGCGCCACCUACCUGAGAGACUCGGGAGCGCUGGCCUCAGGGGUUGCCACGGAGACCGUGUUUGAGCUCUUGGAUCCUGAGAGGAACUUCAGCUCGGCCGGGUUCAGCUACACCUGGGACCUGGGGAACGGAGAGGUGAUCCGGGGAACCGAGCCGGUGGUCCGGUACCGAUACUCAGAGUCAGGAAACUACACGCUGCGGCUGAACGUCGGAGGCAACCCGCCGCAGCUCGCUCCUGCUGGAGUCUUCGCGCAGGAGGUCCAAGUGCUCGAUGCGGUCAGGAGCAUCCAGUUGGUGGCGCCGUCGGACUACAGCGUGAACCGGAACUCCAGCCUGGACCUGCAGCUGGACGGGAGUCCUCCCAUGUGGGUUUGCUGGCGGUUCCUGAGGAACUGCGCCCCGGACCCGGCGGCGGGCUGCACGCUGACCCUGCUGCGUGCCGCCAGCCUGCGGUUGAACCACACCUUCGGCUCGGCCGGCCUGCACUGCCUGGACGUCAGCGCCCGCAACGCCGUGAGCGCGCUGCGGGUGACCUUCAGCCUCAAGGUCACGAGGAACGUUUGUGCAGAUCGUCUCCACCUGCUGUUCAUCCUGAGCUGCGCCGCCGUUCUCGCUGCCACCUUCUCCUUCAUCCUGGCCAUCGCCUGUCGCCCUUGGCAACUAAACAGCUCACAGGUCGCUGCUUCCAGCAACGCCACGUUUCUGAAGGACCAAGACUCUAAAAUCAUUCUCAACUUCUCCUCUGUGGAGAAAGGAGAGAGAGUUCCCCUCAUCCUGCAGCCUGGGAGCCAGUACUGCUGCUGAAUGCCGCCCAGGAGCUACAUGGAGCUACAUGUUCACCUUUACUCACCUGUGUUUGGGACUGGAACCUCCUCAGUCAGAACUGCUGCUCACAUCUCCUCCUGAUUGUUUUCUAGAUUUCUACCAGUGACCAUGUGAGUCACCAGACUCAUCCCAUUAUGACUGUUAUCCUAAAUAAAGCUGAUCGACUAGUAA
Molecule: messenger RNA, 1626 nt
Organism: Poecilia latipinna (sailfin molly)
Lineage: Eukaryota; Metazoa; Chordata; Actinopteri; Cyprinodontiformes; Poeciliidae
Gene: tmem130
Product: transmembrane protein 130
Exons: 8
Coding region: 499-1434 (311 amino acids)
Cellular component (GO): plasma membrane
Source: RefSeq, a predicted model, not a curated record